Coccinella septempunctata (seven-spotted ladybird) is the source of this 1087-nucleotide messenger RNA. RefSeq lists its product as uncharacterized. The record is from RefSeq and is a predicted model, not a curated record. Lineage: Eukaryota; Metazoa; Arthropoda; Insecta; Coleoptera; Coccinellidae. Bases 177 to 950 code for a protein of 257 amino acids. The transcript has 5 exons.
UCAAACUUUAUGAAACAUGACUUAUCAUGAACGAGGAUAUUAAUUUGAGAGAAAGUAUUUGCGAGUUACAAGUACUACUCAAGACUUUAUAGUAAAUGAUCAGCGCACACGGAGGUCGGUUUGCAUAUUAUUUUCUCCGCUAGAUCAAGUUCGCACCUAGAUCGCUAAUAUUCAAAAUGUAUGAUGUAGAUUUGCUUAUAUUGCUACUUGUGGGGCUAACUCAUUCUGCAACUGUGAACGAAGAUAAUAUUCCCCCGUAUGUCAAGCAAUGUUACGAAGGAGAUCCAGAAGUAAUUCAAUGUUUCAAGAGUGCGCUCCAUCAUCUAACUCCAUAUCUGGCUACUGGAAUCCCAGAAAUUGAAUUACCCUCCGUUGAACCUUUCAGAAUGGAAGAACUCUCCCUGUCUCUCACUACAGGGCCAAACGGAUACAAGGUAUCUUUAUUGGACAUAGACAUCUUUGGUGCAAGCAAUUUCAGCGUGAAGAAAAUAAGGCUUAGUGAAAAGGACGAACCCUUCGAAACAAGAAUACAUAUUCCAAAAUUGAGGAUAAAUUCGAGGUACCAAAGCAGUGGAGUCCUGAUCAUAUUACCUGCAAGUGGUAAUGGAACUUUCAAUGGGUUAUUCGAAGAUGUAACUGCUAUAGUAAGAGGAACAGCCAGUAUUUCAGAGAGAGAGGGCGUUAAAUAUCUGCACAUUGAUACAUUGAACGUGGAUAUAGCAAUAAAGAAUGUGAAAAUGAACGUCAAGGAUAUUUAUAGGAAUAAUAGGAUAUUGACUCAAGCAAUAAACCUAUUCUUACUUGACAAUGGACAAGAAAUCCUCAGGAUAAUGUUACCGCAACUAAGGAAGAAACUUGCGGCUUUGUUUAUGAGCAUUUCAAACAAAUUAUUGAGUCAUCUGCCAUUGGAUGUAUUUUAUGUACCAUUGUCGAAGCAGAAGAAGACUUAGGUUUGAAGGAUACCAAAAAGAUAACAGUGAUUUAGAUUAUAUUGUUUAUUUUUAUAUAGAGUGUAGUUGAAUAAAAUUGAUUUAUAAUUAGUAGGUAUUAUAAUCUGUUGUGAAUAUGAAAAGAACUGAGUGAUUUA